AUGAAUCCAGCAAUUCAAGCGACUACUUCAGUUACGAUAAUUAUAAGCAUUCCAUUUGGCAGUCGUAAUUAUAAUGCUUGCGUAACUGUCUCUCACCCGUUGUAUAUCUGUCGAUCGAUCUUUUCUGUUCAUAUCUAUCUAUCUAUCUAUCUAUCUAUCUAUCUAUCUAUCUAUCUAUCUAUCUAUCUCUCUCUCUCUCUCUCUAUAUAUAUAUAUAUAUAUAUAUAUAUAUAUAUAUAUAUAUAUAUAUUCAUUCUAAUCAUACUUGUUCAUUUUAUCUAUUUAACUUAUUUUCAUAUCUAUCGCUCAUUCUUUCUCUCAUCUUUUUAUCUCGUUGUUUCAGUCUGUUCAUAUCUAUCUAUCUAUCUAUCUAUCUAUCUAUCUAUCUGUCGCAGUCUGUUCAUUAUCUAUCUAUCUAUCUAUCUAUCUAUCUAUCUAUCUAUCUCUGAUCAUAUCUAUCUAUCUAUCUAUCUAUCUAUCUAUCUAUCUAUCUAUCUAUCUAUCUCUGUUUAUAUCUAUCUUUCUGUUCUAUAUAUCUCGUCUAUUCUUUCUUUAUUUCAAUCUAUCUAUCUAUCUAUCUAUCUAUCUAUCUAUCUAUCUAUCUAUCUAUGCUCCUAA
Acanthosepion pharaonis is the source of this 618-nucleotide messenger RNA. NCBI's taxonomy places the organism in Eukaryota, Metazoa, Mollusca, Cephalopoda, Sepiida, Sepiidae. The record is from the annotation of a GenBank genome assembly.